Molecule: messenger RNA, 4608 nt
Organism: Xenopus tropicalis (tropical clawed frog)
Lineage: Eukaryota; Metazoa; Chordata; Amphibia; Anura; Pipidae
Gene: cfap20dc
Product: CFAP20 domain containing
Exons: 18
Coding region: 148-2490 (780 amino acids)
Cellular component (GO): cilium; motile cilium
Source: RefSeq, a predicted model, not a curated record
CCUGUUUCAUGCAGCUUCUCCUCUCAGCUUUCCUUCCUAUGAGCCCAGGAAUGAUCAUUACCCCAAAGCUGUCAGCAGUAACCGAAGAAACACAAUCCCUGGGAGACCCAACUGAUCAGAUAUUACCCUAAACCUCCAGUGCUCAGCAUGUUUAAAAAUGAGUAUCAGGGAGGUGCGUUUGUGGAAAUCUUCAGUGCACAAGGGAAAGAUCCAACGGCCAAAUGGAAGCUUUCUGGCCGACAGUCCGCAAUCUGGAAGGACUUCGAUAAAGAAGUCAAGAGUUUUGUCUUUGUACUGGAGGGAAGUAGCCAGACCAACAAAAUGCAGCUGCCCAAAGAGAGCCGCCAUAACCUUGGCCUCAUCCAGCGCUUCCUGCUCCUCCAGCUGUACGUCCCACUAGGACAAGACUUCUCCGCCGAGUUGCUGAUAUCUGACUUGUCAAACAUUAAAAGAAGAUUAUAUCUAUCAACUGUCCACAAGGAACUAUCAUCGACUCCGCUGCACGCGAAAAUCCCACUGCUGGGGCUAAAGCGCAAAAUGUGGUGCAACCUGUGCGUCGAUCUGGUGUCUUUCACAAGUGGAAUAUUUAAAGGGGCGGUUUUCCAGUCACUGGACGGGAUCAUUAUUUCUGCCAACUGUAAGCUAAGGAAGAUCUACACCAUGAAGUUGAAGCCAAAAGAGACCAUAGAAGAAGAUAUAUAUGGAUCAUCCCUCCUGAAUGAUGAACCCACGGAUAUAAUUCCUCGGUGCUGCCAAAUUACUACAGAUGUACAACAGGUCACCCAAGUGUUAGACCUGACAAAACUACAGCGAGUGGAGGCACAAGAUGGAAAGCCCUUGGGGUUGGCCGAGGCAGAUCAAUUUAGUAGCAGAGGACAAAGAAGCUCCAAUCCCAGCAGAACUCCUGACAAGUCCCACAUUGCAUUUGGAUCCAAGGUGCAGGGCCCCCCUCCAGCUACAAGCAGGAGAAUGACUUCCAGGGCAUCAGCAGAGACUACAAGGGCUACGGGCAGGCACGAGAGACCCAAGCCGCCACGGCCCCCCGGGACAGAGCGUUCAACAGCCCAAACCGACGAAGAGAGAGACUCGAUCUCUUCAUUUACUCGUUUUUCAGAUCAAAGAAACAAGGAAAAUUUUCAAGAGACGAGAAAGAAGGAGAAAUGUACCCAUGAAUACAGACCAAAUCGACAGGAUCCCACUGCCCCUGAGCGAAUCAGGAGAAGCCAAUGGGGAGAAGAUACGGACAGGGGAAGAAGUGGGUUUCCUGUGGACAGUUCUACUUUGGGACACUGUGGGAAUGAAGAUAAGCUCCCAAUUCAGAUCCGCGUUCCGUCAGGUGAAUAUCUGAAUCCGGCAAAAAUAGGGAAUAAGUCACCGGAGCUUGGAGACUGCGCCGCGCUUCCAGAUGAGACUCCGCCCCCUGACAGUUUCCAAGAAGAAGCAUCUAAUUCCCCUGACAGUUGCCGGAAACAAAGCUCUGAUCUACCCGAGAGGCUUAACGAUUACAGGCAAGAUGGCAGCCUGAACGAAAGCGCCAUUUUCUCCUACUGGCCAAUGGUGCGGUCGUCCCGCCGCCCGCAGUCGCUGGAUCACAGCACAGCAUCGCUUUAUGGCGCAGGGCACAGCGGCCGAGGGGCUCAGUUAGAAGAUGAUUUCUAUGGAAGUGACGACAGCUUGCAGGAAAGCACAGGCUCCCAGUUGAGUUCCAGCCCCAACACAAGCCAAGCCAAUACGCGCUUACUGGAAUCUCCCCAGUCCGUGAGUGUCUGCAGGGACAGUAAAUCAGCCGGAGUCUGUAGGAACGAAGGAACAGGGGGGUUCCAGCAGAACCCCAUUCCCACUCGCAGUCUGUCUCCCACGGAAAGCAGAGCGGAAACCAACAGAGAGCAUCCAGUCAGUUCCAGAGUCCGACCAGAGCGAUCGGCGAGGAUGUCUCUGAGCAGGAAAUCUCUAAGGGAAAUCCCCAAGGGGGAUCAAAGGCUAACGAGCAAUGUACCUGACGACCAUUGGAGACAUUUCCAGCCCAGUGACAUGAGCGCCUCAGAGAUGCAGAUGCUGGCGAGUCUGAAGAGGGAACAGAAUGAGGAGCUGGAAGAGGACGGGACGCUGCACGGUUUGAGCCGCUCUCAGAUCGACCAAUGCACAGUCAGUAUGAGCACGAGCAGCGACGAUACAAUGAGCUGGAGCGCCUCCAUUAAACCACCUGUCAAUCAAGGCUGUCAUUAUCAGACGGAAAUGAACCCCCUCGCUCAGUCCAACCCCCGGGAUUGGAUUCAUGUGUUCAGCCCCCCCAUCGGCCCCACCAGCUAUAUUCCAGACAAGAGUAGGAGGGGCCAGUGCAAGCUUAACCAAUCGGGCGCGAGUUCCUGUACUGAAGGUGACGAUGGUUUGGGUGAAGAAGAGGAGGAUGAAGUUCUUACCCUGCUGUAUGAUCCCUGUCUGAACUGUUACUUUGACCCUGAGACUGGGAAAUACUAUGAACUGGCCUAGGGGGCAAUAGGGAGGGAACCGGAUGGGGGUACAGUAUGGGCUAUGGGGGUACAGUGUGGGCAAUGGGGGUACAGUAUGGGCAGUGGGGUACAGUAUGGGCAAUGGGGGAACUUGGGGGACAGAAUUCAUUCACAGAAUGUCCCCUCUUGGCCCCUGAUUAUGUACCAAGUGUUAAUGUGUUCCAGCAAUCCCUACCGACCAAUUAGCUUUGAGUACUCUUGUUACACUAAUGAAAGCAGAUGAAUGAUUGGUUGUUAUGGAUUACAGAAGCCUAAAACAUGUGGAGCUAUGUUAGCAAAUUCCCUUCAAUGCCAGAGGCUGCAGUGCAGUAAGAAUAAGGCCCCUGAGGGUUGUGUGUAAAUCUGGGGUGUUCAUUGGGCCCAGUCAGCCCUUAGUAAGUUCCGUCCCCGAUAUCCCCACCUACGGGUGAGCAAUAUCGGGCGAAUGAAGGCUAAUUCGGUCGUUUGGCCCUGGGGCCAAACAAUCUAAUUAUAGUGGUGCUAAUGGGCACAGUCAGUUCGGAGACCGCAUCAAUGAGACACCGCGGUUUCCCGAUCCGACAAAAUCUUUUAACCUGCCCGAUCGUAUCUGCCCAAUUUCAGGCCAGAUGUCGGUUGGGCAGGCCCCUUGUUGCUGCCCCUACACGGGCCGAUAAGCUGGCGAAUUGGUCUAAGGGCCCGUGUAUGGGGACCUUUAGGUGGGUAGGGCAGCUGCCUGGGCACAGGACUUACUGGGGCAGUGAUAAAGGAAUAAAGGGCAUUUGCCCCACUUUCUGCUCUUUCAUAGGUGGUUUGGCCACUGGGGCAAAUGCCCUUUCCCCCGGCCCUGGCUAGCUGGGCUAAUCUAAUUAAGACGUGGGCCGCUAAGGUUUUCAACCCUGGGUUAUUAUUAUUAUUAUUAUAUAAGGGGUCAUUUAAGACCUGGAAAGAAAGGUGCAAAGUACAAAUAAUUGGUGUAACCCAGCAGGGCUUUACUGUGCCCUCUGCCUCUCAGAUUGGAUGAACUGCUUUAGGUCUCUGUGCCCCAUGUUGGCGCAUAAAGCCCUGCAGUGGUGCCCGUCAGUAUAGCGCUGUGCCCCAUGUUGGCGCAUAAAGCCCUGCGGUGGUGCCCAUCAGUAUAGCGCUGUGCCCCAUGUUGGCGCAUAAAGCCCUGCGGUGGUGCCCGUCAGUAUAGCUCUGUGCCCCAUGUUGGCGCAUAAAGCCCUGCGGUGGUGCCCAUCAGUAUAGCUCUGUGCCCCAUGUUGGCGCAUAAAGCCCUGCGGUGGUGCCCAUCAGUAUAGCGCUGUGCCCCAUGUUGGCGCAUAAAGCCCUGCGGUGGUGCCCAUCAGUACAGCUCUGUGCCCCAUGUUGGCGCAUAAAGCCCUGCGGUGGUGCCCGUCAGUAUAGCUCUGUGCCCCAUGUUGGCGCAUAAAGCCCUGCGGUGGUGCCCAUCAGUAUAGCGCUGUGCCCCAUGUUGGCGCAUAACCGUCAGUAUAGCACUGUGCCCCAUGUUGGCGCAUAAAGCCCUGCGGUGGUGCCCGUCAGUAUAGCGCUGUGCCCCAUGUUGGCGCAUAAAGCCCUGCGGUGGUGUCCGUCAGUACAGCUCUGUGCCCCAUGUUGGCGCAUAAAGCCCUGCGGUGGUGCCCGUCAGUAUAGCUCUGUGCCCCAUGUUGGCGCAUAAAGCCCUGCGGUGGUGCCCGUCAGUAUAGCUCUGUGCCCCAUGUUGGCGCAUAAAGCCCUGCGGUGGUGCCCGUCAGUACAGCUCUGUGCCCCAUGUUGGCGCAUAAAGCCCUGCGGUGGUGCCCGUCAGUAUAGCUCUGUGCCCCAUGUUGGCGCAUAAAGCCCUGCGGUGGUGCCCAUCAGUAUAGCUCUGUGCCCCAUGUUGGCGCAUAAAGCCCUGCGGUGGUGCCCAUCAGUAUAGCGCUGUGCCCCAUGUUGGCGCAUAAAGCCCUGCGGUGGUGCCCAUCAGUACAGCCCUGUUGCAUUCAGUGGCGCAGUGCUGAUGGGUGCCAGCAGGGGGAGACAUGUAAGUGCCAUCCCUCCCAUAACUUGCAUUGGAAUUAUUAUUGGCCGGCAUGUCGGCCUGAGUUAUGUUAAUCUUUUCUUGUAAAGUUUUCAAUAAACAUAAAUAAAACCCCAA